Messenger RNA from Effrenium voratum, 162 nucleotides. The record is from the annotation of a GenBank genome assembly. Lineage: Eukaryota; Dinophyceae; Suessiales; Symbiodiniaceae.
AUGCUGGCGACCUGGCAGAGCCAUUUCCAGCGUGGAGCGCAGCGCGUGGCAGCGGGCGCUCACGAGGAGGCGCUGGAAGCCUUUCUGGCGGCGCAGGAGAGCCUGGAGGGGAAGGGCAGCUUUGAGCACGCCAAGAUCCUCAUGAGAACAUCGGGCUGGUGA